CUCUACAAACAGCGGCUGAUAACUGUCAACCGGUUGUGUAAAAAUUGUGUUUUCCCGUAAAGUGCAGCAAAAUUCAUCCCAAUCAUUUUGAAAUUUUUACCCGAAAUGCAAUAUCUGCUUGCACAAUGACUGAUUAGCAGUUCGCGCGGCGGCAGCGUUGUUUCUACAAAAUGUUUUUCUGAAUUUCAAUUGGAAAUUUACUCAGGAAUUUUCCCCAUAAUCGUGGAGUGCAGUCUUCGGAGUGACAGAUUCCUCCAUAUUUGUCCGAGCUAGAGGCGGAGAAACGAUAACAGCAGAGCAAUGGAGGCCGAAUCAAAUGUCGACGGUGCCAGCGGCGAUAAUGCCAGCAAACCAAGUAAAAUGGAUUGUGUAGCGGACGAGAAGGAUAAGGAGAGUACACAAAAUGACAAUGACAUCCCAAUGAGAGAAAUCGAUAGUAGCAUGAGUGAACAUCCGACAGAAUCAACAUCCAUAACGCAAACCGAUGAAAGCACCGACAUCAAAGAUGAUCUCGACUCAAAUGCCAAACAAAAUGGAGUUGUUCAAAAUAACUGCGUCGCAGAGCCAACGCAAGUAGAUAGUGAAGAAGUAACACCUGGAACGAGUGCAAAUAAUAAAUCGUCGGCGGCCGUUAGACGUCCAGCUGGCGGUAAACCCAAAACAAAUAGAUUUGCCAAAAGAAAUUAUCGAUCCCAAAUUCUAUCCUCUUCGUCUUCCUCAUCAAAUAGAAGUACCCCAGAAUUAAGAAAUAGAUCCGAGAGUACAGAGUCAUCAAAUCAGCCCAAUGGAGAACGAGAGCACCAUUCGGACGAUGAUGAUGAUUUAGAGUGGGACGAGGAUGAUGACGAUGAUAAUGACUCCAGUCUGGAUAGUUUCGAUUACCCACAUAUGGAAGCAUCCGAUUCGGAAGAAUCGAAUGCAUCAAAUGCAAAGAAUAGUGAGGAAUCGAAUAAGGAUUCAAUACUGCUAAAAGGAAAACCGAACUACGAGCGAAAUCUACUUCUUGAAAUCAUAAACCGGGAGCAUGGUCUGUCCGCACAUGGUCUUAAGAGUGUACAUGGUCGAAGCUCGUUAUCAUUCCAAGAGCGCAUAUACGGUGCCCGACAAACAAUCGAAAAGCUGGAUUUACUGCACACUUUGCAAGAGCAUGAUGGCUGCGUGAACAGUUUGAAUUUUAACAAGUCAGGUACGCUUUUAGCAUCCGGUUCCGAUGAUUUGAAUAUUAUCCUAUGGGACUGGGCAUCAAACAAAGUCAAAUUCUCCAUUAGUAGUGGCCACCAUUCGAACGUAUUCCAGACCAAAUUUGUCGAGUUCGGUAGUGGCGGGUCCGACAUAAAUAUAGUUUCGAGUGGUCGCGAUGGCCAAGUACGGUACAUAACCAUAUCACCCGACGGAGGAAGUUCAUUCAAUUCCCGAUCGAGAGUUUUAUUCAAACAUGCUGGAUCGGUACAUAAAAUAUCACCGUCACCACAUAUUCCAUAUGAAGUCUUGACAGCCGGCGAAGACGGACAUGUUUUCCGAUGUGAUUUGCGUGAGAAUCGUGCGGAGAAAGUCUGCGCAGUGAAGGAGAAGAAACGUAAAGUGCCCUUAUAUAGCAUCGCACAUAAUCCUCACGAGCCGCAUUUUUGCGUUUGCGGUCGCGACCAAUUUGUACGUGUUUAUGAUAAACGAAACACAAAAGAGUCACUACAUAUGAUGUGCCCCAAACACUUAGAUAAGAAAUCCUUCGUUUGCCAUAUUACAUGCGCUGUAUAUAAUAGCUCAGGAAGCGAGAUUCUUGCCUCGUAUAGCGACGAGGACAUUUAUUCGUUUAGUACCAGACGUUAUGUUCGGGGAGAAUAUACUCAUCGUUACCGUGGUCAUAAUAAUAAUAAAACAAUCAAAGGCGUUAAUUACUUUGGCUUGAAUUCGGAGUACGUCGUGAGUGGAAGCGAUUGCGGUAAUUUCUUCAUUUGGGAUAAGGAGACAGAGGCAAUUAUGAAUUGGAAGAAGGCUGACUACAUGGGUGUCGUGAACUGCUUGGAGCCACAUCCUUCUUUCCCAGUUCUUGCCACCUCCGGGCUCGAUCAUGACGUCAAAAUUUGGGCACCGAUUGAUCACAGGUAUCCCCCCGCAAUGGAAGGCCUCCAGAGGUGUAUUAAGAGUAAUACGAGACGAACGACUGGCUCCAAUCUCUUCGACGAUCGAACACUGUAUUUCUUUGUCCGGCAAUGUCUAAGGAAUCGCCGCCAAGGCGGCAAUACAGAUUGUCCGACUGUUGAAGAUUUCUCGUCGUCAGACAGCGAUGGGGACAAUAAUGACUGUGAUCCCGAUGAAAAUGAUUUACAAUUUCGAUCGUUUCCUCCAUGCAAUCCGCAAUGAAGUUAAUGCCGAUUGCGAUUUUUUGUGACUAUAAUAGCUAUUACAGUUUUAGUUUAUUUAAACCGGGGGAACCCAAAAUAUUCAUGGUACUACUUGUCAAGUGGAAGACGUCUCCCCUUCUCAAUGCUUAGAAUUUCGAAAAAUAUACGUUUUACAUUAAGAUUUUUUUAGUAAGCUGAAAAUAAUAAAUUGACCUAAAUUGUUUACGCAUAAACUAGUUGGGAGACGUAACUGUGAUUUUGUUAAACAAGUGAGUGAAUAUUGCGAGAAGGAGUACCACGAGUUGAUUUAUUUCGGAAGAUUUUAAAACAUUUAAAAUUUUUGUUUAUUGAAUUAAAUGCAUAUAUAUUUCUCUUUGUUUUGUUAGAAUAGUUUUAAGUUAUUGUCCCCCAAUUUUACGUAUGAAAAUACAAAAGUGUGCUGGGACUUGUCAAUAUAUUGAGGAGGAAGUGGUGAACGAAUAAUAGAAAUCGAGGAAGUGAGAGAAUGAAAAGAAGGAAUAUAUCAUUCUGUAUCAUAAAAAAAUCUAAAAAUAUAUCUAUAGUACUAAUCAAAUGAGUAAUAUACGUUUUUCUGUUUGGUUUUCAUUUUUUAAUCAGAAAAUGUAGAUCGAAUUACAAAUAAAAUGUUUAGGAAUGGAAAUGUAA
Hermetia illucens (black soldier fly) is the source of this 3008-nucleotide messenger RNA. Its product is annotated as DDB1- and CUL4-associated factor 8. The coding region runs from base 301 to 2361 and encodes 686 amino acids. Gene Ontology annotation, cellular component: cytoplasm; Cul4-RING E3 ubiquitin ligase complex. The record is from RefSeq and is a predicted model, not a curated record. The transcript is spliced from 9 exons. Gene Ontology annotation, molecular function: protein binding. NCBI's taxonomy places the organism in Eukaryota, Metazoa, Arthropoda, Insecta, Diptera, Stratiomyidae.